Messenger RNA from Penicillium brevicompactum, 1257 nucleotides. Its product is annotated as N(6)-L-threonylcarbamoyladenine synthase family protein. NCBI's taxonomy places the organism in Eukaryota, Fungi, Ascomycota, Eurotiomycetes, Eurotiales, Aspergillaceae. The record is from RefSeq and is a predicted model, not a curated record. Gene Ontology annotation, biological process: mitochondrial tRNA threonylcarbamoyladenosine modification. The transcript has a single exon. The coding region runs from base 1 to 1257 and encodes 418 amino acids. Gene Ontology annotation, cellular component: mitochondrion.
AUGACCGACAGCGACGAUACAUCGGUAGCAAUCGUCGAAAAGACAAAGAAAGCCAAUGGAAACACAGCAAAAAUCCAUUUCCUCGAGAAUGUAACGGCCGACACGCGCGCGCACCGCGGAAUCCACCCUAUCAUCGCCCUCGAAUCCCACCAAGACCAUCUCGCAGCUCUCGUGCAGAAAGCCCUCCACUAUCUCCCGGAAACACAGCCAGGGAACGGUUUCAAACUCGCAGGCGGGUUGAAUCGCCGCCUACCCGAUUUUAUAUCUGCGACAAGAGGCCCCGGCAUGCGCUCCAACCUCUCCGUGGGCCUGGAGACUGGCAAAGCGCUGUCGGUUGCAUGGCAGAUCCCCAUGGUCGGCGUUCACCAUAUGCAGGCACAUCUGCUGACGCCGCGACUUGUGUCAUGUUUGGAGAACGUGUCUAACCCCGAUCCUCCCGCAGUGGCGCCGGAGCUUCCCUUCCUCUCAAUUCUUGUCUCGGGGGGCCAUACAAUGCUAGUUCAGUCCUCACGGCUGACGGAUCAUAAGGUCCUCGCCACAAGCGAGGACAUAGCUAUGGGAGAGGCACUUGAUAAAUCUGCGCGGGAUAUCGUGCCUGCUGAGUUGUUGCAAGAUGCCAAAAGUACCAUGUACGGCAAGACGCUGGAGAAAUUCGUCUUCCCGAAUGGCGAGGCCGAUUUCGCGGACUACAAGCCACCAACAACCCGGGGCAAAGAAUUAGGCAAGCGCGAGAAUAAGUGGGGUUGGUAUGUCACUACUCCAUUUGCAAAUACGCGGAUGAUGCAGUUCAGCUUUUCGUCGAUCUCCAGUAUGGUUGGUAAGAUUGUUAGUAGGAGGAGUGCUGAUGGCGGUAUGUUUCAUGACGAGCGCGUCGAUUUGGGACGUGAAGUCAUGCGUGUUGCUUUUGAACACCUUGCUUCGCGGACUGUCAUUGCCCUUGAGACCCUGAGACCUCACAACACCGGCAAGGACAAGAUCGAGACCCUCGUCGUCAGUGGUGGCGUUGCAGCUAACCAGUUCCUCAUGCGGGUGCUUCGAUCAUUUUUGGACGUGCGUGGCUUUGAGCAUAUCAAAAUUGUUGCCCCGCCUCCGUACUUGUGCACCGAUAAUGCAGCGAUGAUCGGUUGGGCUGGAAUUGAGAUGUUCGAGGCCGGGUGGAGGUCCAAUCUCAACUGUCGCCCUGUGCGGAAAUGGUCUCUUGACCCGAAGGCAGAAGACGGAGGAAUCCUUGGCCCUGGAGGCUGGUUCCAAGAGUAA